Culex quinquefasciatus (southern house mosquito) is the source of this 684-nucleotide messenger RNA. RefSeq lists its product as uncharacterized. The record is from RefSeq and is a predicted model, not a curated record. Lineage: Eukaryota; Metazoa; Arthropoda; Insecta; Diptera; Culicidae. The coding region runs from base 1 to 684 and encodes 227 amino acids. The transcript has a single exon.
AUGAAUCGUUGGCUCACACUGAUCUUCCUGGUGGCAUCCAUCGGAGGAAUAUUCUCGUUGUAUUCAGCCAUUUCGGUUGGUUCCUCUGGUCUUAUCAACAUGGGAACUCAGCUUCAGUUACUUGGCGCCGUGGUGAACAACUAUUACAACGCCCUCAACGCAAACCGACCCUUAGUGAACGCCACCUUCAACGAUUUUGGAAAUUACAUCAACAAGACAUAUACUGCAAUGAACAAAACUUACGGAAUAACGCAGAAACAAAACUUGGAGACACUGUUGAUGGCGGUUCCAUACUUUAACGAAGCCGUUUGGAACGGAGAGAAGAUGACCAGUGGCGUGAUUAGAGAGGACCUCAAUCAAAUGUCCUACAGUCUUCAGAAGACGAUCGAUACCAUUUUUGAGUUCUUCCAAAUAUCGACACAAACCAUAAUUGCGUACGAUCAGUCGUUUGCUCGGGAUAAGUGCGCUGCCAAGAACAUGACCCAAAUGAUCGCCGUUCCCAGUUCUUUGAGCAAGCUAGGACCGUGUCUUCAACAGGAGAUCAACACUGUUAGCGCCAUCACCCCAACAAUAGUUGCAACUAUCAAACUAUUGAAAAACGAUCUGGCUGCGUUUAACGAUCUUCUGAACAUUUGUCAGCCUACGUCUACCACGUGCCUUGACGCGGUAAGUAUAAUAUCUUGA